Messenger RNA from Trichoderma breve, 1428 nucleotides. RefSeq lists its product as uncharacterized. The coding region runs from base 1 to 1428 and encodes 475 amino acids. The record is from RefSeq and is a predicted model, not a curated record. Gene Ontology annotation, molecular function: ATP binding; tetrahydrofolylpolyglutamate synthase activity. Gene Ontology annotation, cellular component: cytosol; mitochondrion; cytoplasm. The transcript has a single exon. Lineage: Eukaryota; Fungi; Ascomycota; Sordariomycetes; Hypocreales; Hypocreaceae. Gene Ontology annotation, biological process: tetrahydrofolylpolyglutamate biosynthetic process.
AUGGCUCGAGACUACAAGGAAGCCCUCGAGAAGCUCGCCCUGCUGCAGUCCAACCGCAUCAUCACAAGUCUCUUUGAGGCGCCGGAGAAAAAGACUCCGCAGGAUCUCAAUGCGGCCGCCAUCCCCGAGAUGCAGGCAUGGCUCCGCCGCGCCGGCUACACGCCCAAGGAUCUCGCUCGCAUGAGACAUAUCCAUGUUGCUGGGACGAAGGGGAAGGGCUCUACCUGUGCUUAUGCGACGGCUAUGUUGGCAAAGUAUCGGACUGUGGGGACGUACACGAGUCCGCAUCUUGUUAAUGUUAGGGAGCGCAUUGCGAUUAACGGCGUUCCCGUCUCUCGGGAUGUGUUUACUGCUGCAUUCUUCGAGAUUUGGGAUCGUCUUACGGAGGCUGCUGUUAAAAAUGGCAUGGCGGCUGUUGAGGCGGAGGGGGCGGCGUCGAAGCCAUUUUACUUUCGGUUUUUGACGAUUCUUGCGUGGCAUAUUUUCUUGAAACAGGGCAUUGAGGAUGUGGUUAUUGAAUGCGGCAUUGGGGGCGAAUACGAUUCCACAAAUGUGUUGCCUGCAGAGGCUGUUUCUGCUGCGGUUGUGACGCAGCUGGGGAUUGACCAUGUGGCCAUGCUGGGAGAUACGGUGGAGAAGAUUACAUGGCACAAGGCUGGGAUAUUGAAGUCUGGGGUUAAGGGGUUUACGAUGAAGUUGCGGGAUCAGCCGGGUGUAAUGGAUGUGUUACGCAAAAGAGCAGCUGAGAAGAAUGCGGAGCUAGUAGAGGUUGAAGACGAUGUUGUUGAACGAUGGGGUGGUGUGAGUGGGAUAUUGAAGGGAGAUUUUCAGAAGAGGAACCAGGCACUCGCUAUCAUGGCAGUGCGAGAGCAUCUCGGCAUGAAGCAAGACAGGCUAGAAGAUAUUUCGCAGAAGAUGGUUGAGGGCCUGCAGGAAGCAAAACUUAGGGGGAGAUGCGAGGUUGUCAAUGACGGGGCGGCUGAGUGGCUCUUGGACGGGGCGCAUACCAAGGAUAGUUUGGAAGAGGUGGCCAAGUGGUCUGUUCAGAGUCAUCUGGGUUCCGACGAAUCCUUGAUAUUGAUAUUCAACCAGCAGGAGAGAAACAUCACGCAGCUCUUGGAGGAUUUCGUGGAAACGGUCAAGAGAGAGGCGGGCAGAGAAGAUGUGUUUCGAUACGCAUUGUUUACACGCAACGAACUUGCGAAGCCGGCUGAUGGAGAGGAGAGGGAUGUGCUUGUACAGGAGCAGGCGGCGGAUAAGAUGCGCAGUUUGAUUCCUGGGUGUGAUAUCAAGAUAUUUGACAACACCCUUGACGCAGUGGCAGAGGCUAGGAGGCUUGCGCAGGGACAGGAUGAGUCAAGGAAGAAAGUAUUGGUAACGGGCAGUUUGCAUCUCGUAGGGAGCAUAUUGCAGGUUUUGGAGCCGUGA